This is a messenger RNA of Nothobranchius furzeri (turquoise killifish), 1177 nucleotides long. RefSeq names its product DCN1-like protein 5. Gene Ontology annotation, cellular component: ubiquitin ligase complex. The record is from RefSeq and is a predicted model, not a curated record. Gene Ontology annotation, molecular function: cullin family protein binding; ubiquitin conjugating enzyme binding; ubiquitin-like protein binding. Gene Ontology annotation, biological process: protein neddylation. Lineage: Eukaryota; Metazoa; Chordata; Actinopteri; Cyprinodontiformes; Nothobranchiidae.
CCAAUCAGAGACGAGAAAGGCGGGACCUUCCUGAUGACGCUGCCGGGCCGGCUAGCUGAGAGCUCCGGGAGGAGAAGCAGGUGUCCGUGGGAAGAGCCGGGCGGACAGACCCAGCUAAUGAGGUCCAGUGAAAGUCCCAUAAUGCCUGUGAAGAAGAGGAAACUGGCGGGUUCAGAUGAAUAUGAGCACAAGUGUAAAAUCACAAGUUUUACUCGACCUCAGAUCUGCAGCGUGAAGCCAAACGGCUCUGAUAAGCACUUCUCCAGUAAGAAGUGUCUGGCCUGGUUCCACAAGUACGCCGGAGUGGACAAGGUGGUUGGUCCAGAGGCCAUGGAGACGUUCUGUGAAGACAUUGGUCUGGAACCAGAGAACAUCCUGAUGUUGGUUUUAGCGUGGCAUCUAGAAGCAGCCAACAUGGGCUUCUUCACAAAAGACGAGUGGCUCAGGGGCAUGACGCUGCUACAGUGUGAUGGCACCGAGAGGUUGCAGAGCAAACUAGAUUACCUACAGAGUGAGCUCAGUGAUUCUGUAGUCUUCAAAAACAUCUUCAGAUACGCCUUUGACUUCGCCAGGGAUAAGAACCAGAGGAGUCUGGACAUGGACACCGCUACAUCCAUGCUGGCUCUGCUGCUGGGGAGGACAUGGUCCCUCUUUCCUGUCUUCCAGCAGUUCCUGGAGCAGUGUAAGUACAAGGGCCUGAACAAGGACCAGUGGUAUAACGUCCUGGAGUUCAGCAGGACCAUCAGCCCCGACCUCAGUAACUAUGAUGAAGAUGGAGCCUGGCCGGUGCUGCUGGACGAGUUUGUGGAAUGGCACAGAAGCAAACUGAGCUCUUCCUAGACCACGUGGGACUGGAGGACAAAAGGAAAACUACAAAGUAAAACUUCUCAUAGAAGAAUGGAGACUGUAGUUUGGUCUGGUCAGCACCAACAUGGAUGACGCGUGCUGCUGACUCAUCACUAUGGACCCGCCUACUCUAGCAGCCAGCUGUUAGUGGAUCAUGGGGAUAGCGUAGAGAUGGAGAAGUUCAGUAACCAAACAAAAGGAACUGGAAAAGUUGUGGAAUUUGUUUAUUUGUCCUUUUUUCCUGAUUUGUGUUCAGAUGGAUGCCAUCAUUAAAGGAGGGGGGGGGGGGGGGGGGGGGCAAUGAGCUGCUGCUAAAUAAACGGUGCAAACC